Arachis duranensis is the source of this 1082-nucleotide messenger RNA. Its product is annotated as aquaporin NIP2-1. The record is from RefSeq and is a predicted model, not a curated record. Gene Ontology annotation, molecular function: channel activity. The transcript is spliced from 5 exons. NCBI's taxonomy places the organism in Eukaryota, Viridiplantae, Streptophyta, Magnoliopsida, Fabales, Fabaceae. Gene Ontology annotation, biological process: transmembrane transport. The coding region runs from base 93 to 950 and encodes 285 amino acids. Gene Ontology annotation, cellular component: membrane.
CCUAUAUAUAUUGGAAUAGUUGAGUAACGAACCACAUGAGAGCCAUUAUAAAAUACCACUUGAGGGAUCACAUUUUUCAGAGAUAGAACACAAUGGAGGGGAUGUUGAGCCUCAACACUGAAGCAAGUAAUGAUGCAAAUCCCAAGCAACAAUCCUCUUCUCUUGCAAAUUUUGCAAAGAAUUAUCCUCCUAGCUUUCCUAGAAAGGUAUUGGCAGAGAUAAUAGGGACAUAUUUAUUGGUGUUUGUGGGAAGUGGUUCAGCUGGACUUAGUGCCAUUGAUGAAAACAAGGUAUCAAAAUUGGGAGCUUCACUUGCAGGAGGAUUCAUUGUAACGGUUAUGAUCUACUCCAUUGGACACAUCUCCGGGGCACAUAUGAAUCCAGCUGUUUCCUUAGCUUUUGCCUCCAUCAACCGUUUUCCUUGGAAGCAGGUACCAUUUUAUAUUGCAGCCCAACUAACAGGAGCAAUAUGUGCUUCAUACACACUGAGGGUGUUGCUAGAACCAGCAACACAAAUUGGUGCCACGUCACCCUCAGGGUCAAACAUUCAAGCACUUGUCAUGGAAAUUGUUGCCACAUUCACUAUGGUCUUCAUAUCCGCUGCUGUUGCCACUGACCCUAAAGCUAUUGGAGAACUAUCAGGGGUAGCAGUAGGUUCUUCAGUUAGCAUAGCUAGCAUUGUAGCUGGACCAAUAUCAGGGGGGUCAAUGAACCCAGCAAGGUCAUUAGGUCCUGCAAUUGCCACUGCAUCUUAUAAGAGUAUUUGGGUCUAUUUUGUUGGACCAAUCAUUGGGGCACUCUUAGGGGUAUGGUCCUACACUGUGGUUCAAGACAUAGAUAAUAAUAAUAAGCCACCUCCUUCUUCUUCCCUUUCAUCAAUAUUGGGCCAGAGAAUUAUUAGUAGUGAAGCUGAGCAUGUUGCUAACAAAUAUCACUUCAGUUCUGUGUGAAUUCUUCCAGUGAGGAUAUCAUAUAAGUAUAUGUAUCCCAAAAUUCAGUAUAUCAUAUGAUUAGAUAUAUAUAAGCCAUGUAAUGUUCCAUCAAUAUGUUUAUAUUUCAAUGGAAUUCCAGUUACACAUUUA